Molecule: messenger RNA, 1995 nt
Organism: Choloepus didactylus (southern two-toed sloth)
Lineage: Eukaryota; Metazoa; Chordata; Mammalia; Pilosa; Megalonychidae
Gene: ACTR3B
Product: actin related protein 3B
Exons: 12
Coding region: 134-1402 (422 amino acids)
Cellular component (GO): actin cortical patch
Molecular function (GO): actin filament binding
Source: RefSeq, a predicted model, not a curated record
GCCGGCCUCGCGGGCGGGGGUGAGGCGGUGGGACGCGCGCGUGUGAGGCAGGCGGCGGAGCCGACCGCGGCGGGGGUGUUCCCGCGCCGCCUGCCCGGGCCGAGCGGUGCAGACUGCGCUCGGCUUUCCGAGCAUGGCGAGUUACCUGCCUCCUUGCGUGGUGGACUGUGGCACUGGGUAUACCAAGCUUGGCUACGCAGGCAACACUGAACCACAGUUCAUUAUACCUUCAUGUAUUGCCAUCAGAGAGUCAGCAAAGGUGGUUGAUCAAGCCCAAAGAAGAGUAUUGAGGGGAGUUGAUGACCUUGACUUUUUCAUAGGGGAUGAAGCCAUAGACAAGCCAACAUAUGCUACAAAGUGGCCAAUAAGACAUGGUAUAAUUGAAGACUGGGAUCUUAUGGAAAGGUUCAUGGAACAAGUGAUUUUUAAAUAUCUUCGAGCUGAACCUGAGGAUCAUUAUUUUUUAAUGACAGAACCUCCACUGAAUACACCAGAAAAUAGAGAAUAUCUUGCGGAAAUCAUGUUUGAAUCAUUUAAUGUCCCAGGACUCUACAUUGCAGUUCAGUGUCUUCUCCAGGCAGUGUUGGCCUUAGCAGCAUCUUGGACAUCUCGACAAGUUGGUGAACGUACAUUAACAGGGAUAGUCAUUGACAGCGGUGAUGGAGUAACCCACGUUAUUCCAGUGGCAGAAGGUUAUGUAAUUGGAAGCUGCAUCAAACACAUCCCGAUUGCAGGUAGAGAUAUUACAUAUUUCAUUCAACAGCUGCUAAGGGAGAGGGAGGUGGGAAUCCCUCCUGAGCAAUCACUGGAGACUGCAAAAGCCAUUAAGGAGAAAUACUGUUACAUUUGUCCCGAUAUAGUAAAGGAAUUUGCCAAGUAUGAUGUGGAUCCCCGAAAAUGGAUCAAACAGUAUACAGGUAUCAAUGCGAUUAACCAGAAGAAGUUCAUUAUAGACGUUGGUUAUGAAAGAUUCCUUGGACCUGAAAUUUUCUUUCAUCCAGAGUUUGCCAACCCAGACUUUAUGGAAUCCAUCUCAGAUGUUGUUGAUGAAGUGAUACAGAACUGUCCCAUUGAUGUACGUCGUCCGCUGUAUAAGAAUGUCGUUCUUUCAGGAGGUUCAACAAUGUUCAGGGAUUUUGGACGUCGACUACAGAGAGAUUUAAAAAGAGUGGUGGAUGCCAGAUUAAAACUUAGUGAAGAGCUCAGUGGUGGCAGAAUAAAGCCUAAGCCUGUGGAGGUUCAGGUGAUAACACAUCAUAUGCAACGCUAUGCUGUUUGGUUUGGAGGCUCCAUGCUUGCCUCAACUCCUGAGUUCUUUCAAGUUUGUCAUACCAAGAAGGACUAUGAAGAGUAUGGCCCUAGCAUUUGCCGUCACAAUCCUGUCUUUGGAGUCAUGUCAUAGUAUUUGCCUUGAAAUGAUCAUUCAAGUCAUGAUAUGUGAGUGGAAAGUGUCCUUCCGAAACCAGAGAAGACUGCAGUUUCUGUAAAUAAUGAUGUUUGGUAUCGCUGUCUGCGGAGUGAGCUUGCAUCACAUUAGUGCAUGAGGGCACAACUCAGUCAUUUCAACAAAAGCCAUGUAUGUGCUGACUAUUAUGCCCAUUCUUUCUUCCUUCACUUUUUCCCUUUUAAUUCUCCUCAUUUUCUCUCCUUCUCUCCACCUGAGCUUCUAGUUGACAGACAAAAUUCUGAAGGAAUUCAAAUGUCACUUUAAAAAUUGUUAGAAAAAAAUACUAGAAAAUGGCAUAAAAUAGUUCCUCCCUAGGAAAGGUGUAAACCUUUUACUUCCCAGCCUAUUUUUGUAAAUAAAAUGUUAUAAACUUGAAAUACAAAUUGAUGUUUAUAUUUCCUAUCAUUUUGUAUUCUAUGGUAUUUGGUACAACUGGCUGAUCCUAAGCACGGAUAGAUAUUGAUGUCAUGGAGUGCUGUAAUAAAAGUUUCUAAUUGUGAGGCAUGUUCUAGUAUGUUUACAGACAAAAUAAAAAAGAGCAAACUGUU